AUGCCUAAACGUGGUCCUGGUACCUGGAAGUUCAAUUCUUCUUUGUUAAAAGAAGUCAAUUAUGUCACUGCAUUUUGGAACGCCUGGAAAUUACUACAUUUUGGAACGCCUGGAAAAAAGAGAAAGAUUCUUUUCCUUCUUUGGCUGUUUGGUGGGACACCGGGAAAAGGCUAAUUCAACAUAUGACGCAGCGUUACUGUUCAAAACAAGCUCAAGCUUGUCGGUUGCGAUGCAGAUCUUUAGAGCAUACAUUAAUACAUCUUGAAAGAAGGUGACGUAACGGUGAAGAUGUUGAUGCGUGGAUCAUUGAAGCGCGAUCUAACCUUGAACUUGAACAUUUAAGCAUAGCAGACGGCGCAAGAAUCCGUGCUCGAGAACAAUGGGCAGAAGCUGGAGAAACAUCAUCUUCUUAUUUUUUACACCAAGAAAAAUCGCGGGCUAUAAAGAAACAGUUCACUGGUAUAAAGAACGCUCAGGGUGCGGUAGUUCAAUCCGUCUCAGCUAUCAUUCGUGUUUGGUGUAUCUUUUAUGUUCAACUUUUUACUGCUGCUGUCCUUGUUCCAAGUGAUCAAGAUUUUUUUAUCAAUUCUUUAGCCCAUUCCUUGUCCCCAGCCGAAGCCAAUCUUUGUGAUGGUAUUGUUACAGAAGCAGAAUGCUUGAAAGCUUUAUCCAAGAUGAACUCAAACAAAUCUCCUGGUGUGGAUGGCUUAUCAUAUGAAUUUUACUCUUCUUUUUGGUCUGUCCUUGGAGCUGAUCUUGUUGAUGUGCACAAUAAUUGUUUUUCUACUGGUUGUCUAUCUUUUGCCCAACAGACAGGUUUAAUUACAUUACUUUACAAGAAAGGUGAUAAGUUAGAUACUAAGAACUGGCGUCCGAUUUCCCUGUUAUGUACAGAUUACAAAAUAUUGGCCAAGGUCCUGACCAAUCGUCUUCUUCUUGUUCUUCCUACCAUUGUAGACCUUGAGCAAACCUGUGGAGUCCCAGGUCGAUUCUCAAGUGAAAACGUCAGAGUUCUUAAAGAUAUUAUUGAUUAUGAUAACUGUUCCAACAUUGGUGCUGCUACUAUAUCCUUGGACCAAGAGAAACCUUUUGAUCGUGUGGAUUGGAAUUUCAUGUUACGGGUGUUGGAGCAAGUGAAUUUUGGUUCUUCUUUUCGUUCAUGGGUCAAGUUACUGUAUUCGAAAAAUUAACGACUACGUUAGUGAUCUGUUUCCAGUUACUUGUGGCGUCCGGCAAGGUUGUCCUUUAUCCCCUCUUCUCUAUGUAUUAGUUGCUGAAACGAUUGCUACGCUGACGACACAAAUAUCUUGGUGCGUUCAGAUGCCUCUCUUCGUGCAAUUUUUUCUCUUUUCGAACGAUACGAGCAUGCCUCUGGUGCUAAAUUAAAUGUGAAGAAAUCACAUGGCCUUUUGAUUGGUUCUUGGAAAGACCGGACAGAUUUACCUGUUCCUUUGAAUUGGUCGAAUGUAUCUAUUACUGUUCUUGGAUGUCAGAUUGGCAAUGAAGUAUCUGUGGAUUGGGAUGGUCUUAUCGGCAAGUUUCAGGAUCAACUUUGUCUUUGGCAGGGUCGGCAUCUUUCCUUCCGUGGUCGUGCAUUAAUCGCGAAUGUCCUUGGACUUAGUCUUUUCUGGUAUCAUGCCACUGUUUUUGAUGUGCCCACACUCGUUAUCUCACAAAUUAACAAGUUGCUUUUUCCUUUUGUCUGGGGUAAGAAGAGAGAAUGGAUGGCGCGUGCCUCAGUUACUCAACCUCUGGCUGCUGGCGGUUUAGGAGUUGUGGACGUAUCUAGGAAAGUAACAUCCCUCCGUUCUAUUUGGCUUGGUCGAUUUCUAACUGUUACCAAUCCUCACCCUUGGUCCAGUUUCUUUGAUUAUCAUGUAUCUUUGGUAUUUAACGAUCAAGAUGUCCUCCAGUUAUUGGCUCGUGAUAAUAUUCCUGCAUACCGUGUCAGAAAGUUACCUCCCUUUUAUGCUUCCUUGGUGAGAGCUUGGAUUGAUGUAAAAGGCAUGAAAGUUGGUCAACUUUGGGUCGUUCCUCGUCCACCACUUGAUCCUCUUCCAGUUGCUGAAUUUAGCGCUCGUAGUGCAUAUGGUUUAUUGUCUAAGUAUCAACAUACUGAUCAUCGUUCGCUGGCAAAGUUUCGAGAUUGGGGUUUCUCUGUCGAGUGGAAACGUGUCUGGGCAAGUCUUCUUUUGUGGAAGUUUGUUCGCUCCGUUGAAGAUACCGCGUGGUUAUCUUUUCAUGGUAUCCUCCCAACUGCCGACCGUCUUCUGCAUUUCAAGAUGAAUGUCAAUCCCUCCUGUUUCUGUGGUCAACCUGAAACUUUGGUCCACCUUUUUACUUCUUGUCCUUUGGUUCGUGAUCUUUUGGUGUGGUUUACGCUGCAACUCAAUCGAUAUGAUCCCUUGGUCAUUCUUACUGAUGGUGACAUUCUUUUUGGUUUUUCUUCUGCGUCGAGUAUUCCAUUGGUCUUCUCUGCGUUAUUCGGAAUUCUUCAGCAUCAAGUGUGGUUGGCACGUAACAAGCACCGUUUUGAGAACAUUGCUCCGUGUUCACAAGCUUCUUUACGUAAAGCUAAGUCCACCUUUCGCUUUAUGGUUCGUUUGCAGAAACGUCACAAUCCAGUUGGUCAGUUUACACAUGAAUGGUUAGCUGAUGGUAUUGUUGGGUCCAUUACAGAUCAAGGCUGGAUUCAUUUUGCGUGUGAUUUUAUCAUGUGA
Messenger RNA from Paramuricea clavata, 2720 nucleotides. The record is from the annotation of a GenBank genome assembly. Lineage: Eukaryota; Metazoa; Cnidaria; Anthozoa; Malacalcyonacea; Plexauridae.